ACGGCCACGACGGGAGGCCCCGAUGUCCACCGUCUUGGCUUCCACUUUGCUUGUUUCCUUCCUUCCAUUUCAACUUCAGUUCUCGCACCUGUAAGUUGAUGCAGUGCGCUUUUCCAACUCUCGCGUUCGGAUUGGAAGGUAAAAAACAGAGUACCUUCAUGUAUUCGUUACACUUUCCAGAAUCCGAGAGUCGCCUCACUCAACAUCCGACCACACAUUUGUUGACUCAUUGUACACAUCAAUACUUACCUUUACCGCACUUAUUGACGAUAUUCGCAUCGAUACGCUUUAGGCAAAGUCUCGCCGGGCAAGACAUCUUUUUCGGUGUUUUCUCACAUAAGAUGGGCCAACAAGACCAUUGGGUUUGCAGUGCAGCCACACUCGUCACUUGUCGUGUCCAAAGGCAUGGACUAAAGUGAUUGCGGCACAUGUAUCACACACCUCCAGCCUCCACGCUUCGCAACACCACGCAAUCGAUCAUUCUCGGACUUAUCGUGGUCAAUAACAAUAACUCGCACUCCUCUUUCACGGAUUUUUAGGGCGAUAUAUCCGCCUUUCAGGGCCAAUCUCGUCAACGUCUGCACUACGCAACCAUGUCCGAGUCGUGCUAUGUGUAUUGCCCAGACGGAUCUCGGCUGCUGGAUCAGCCUGUAUCGAUCCUGGCGAUGCAAGUUGGCCGAUGGAUUUGUGGUUGAGACCCUACUUCCAUACCUUCCAUCUCACCCUUUGACAUCCUUGGGCGAACAGUGAAUUCCUCCGUGUGGGGGUACUUCACCACCUUCGUUCCCUCAGCAGGCUUGCCAACGUGGUCACUUGUAGCUUGUCAGCUACAGACAUUGGAGAGAUGGCCAUUCGCGUGUCAGCCUUUGCUAGUUUAGGCCUUAGCGUAGGUUGAAUAAGACUCCGUGAACUAAAAGAUCCCAUAUACCAUUGCCCAUCUCGUGUCAUCAAAUUCAGUCCUCUUCUCUUUGUUCUUUGUAAACACUGCGUGUACCAGACUGUCAACAUCAACCACUAUCAAGAUGGGGGACACUCUUGAAAAACCAGAUUUCCGACCCAUCUUUACCCCAACCAAGCAACGCCCGCUUGGGACUCCUCCGCACAAGGAGACCAUCAUCAAAGAUGCUUUCAGACUUCGCACUCUGAUGGCCAUGGGCGCGCUCGCUCAGAUCGUCCUCUUCGCCAUUCUGCCUUACCGUUAUGCCGUCGUCCCCGUCUUGAUCCUCACUCUCCACUCGAUCGGUUCGACCAUCGGCCAAAUGCUCUUCUACAAGACCAACCAGAAUCCGUACAUGGCCGAUGUCAUUCAGGGUUCUACCAGCAGCCAGCCUCCCUCAUGGCAAACCGGUCGCUACCCCAAUGCGCCGUGCUCCAGCUCCAUCGUCGUCUUCCACCUCGGCGUCUCCUACAACCACCCGCUGGGCCCCGCUAGCCCCGGCGCCUACGAACUCUUCACCCACUUCAUGAACAUGAGCAAGGCCAUAAACGAGAAAAAGGAAGAGUACGGCCUCCUAGGCAUGUCCAGUUGGAAGCAGACCAAGCGCGCCACCCAUAACGCCGGCAUGUCGGUGUUUUACUUCCGCGAUAUCGAGGGAUUGCACAAGUUUGCGCACGACAAGGAGCACCGCGACGGCUGGGACUUUUUGCAAGCGUUUCGCAAGAAGGGAUACAGCCACAUUACGGCGCUGCACGAGACCUUUGAGGUGCCUGCCGGCGCGUGGGAGUCGAUCUACCUGGAUUCGCCACCUACUCUUAUGGGAGAUACGACUGUCAGGAUGACGGAGAAGGAUGGGAGCGCAACUUGGUAUCAUAGUCUUGUCGAUGCGUCGGUAAGGCCAUUGACGGGAAUGAUGAACAGGAUGGCGAGGGGUAAGGCGACUGCGAGAGAGGGAUACGCUUAGUAGAGUUGGGUUGCGGGUUGAUAGAUGGAAGUGUUGAGACGGAGGUAAAAC
This is a messenger RNA of Neurospora crassa OR74A, 1952 nucleotides long. RefSeq lists its product as hypothetical. NCBI's taxonomy places the organism in Eukaryota, Fungi, Ascomycota, Sordariomycetes, Sordariales, Sordariaceae. The transcript has 2 exons. Bases 1023 to 1901 code for a protein of 292 amino acids. The record is from RefSeq and is a predicted model, not a curated record.